Messenger RNA from Carcharodon carcharias (great white shark), 1956 nucleotides. It is a transcript of the gene rassf4a, whose product is annotated as Ras association domain family member 4a. The coding region runs from base 426 to 1427 and encodes 333 amino acids. Gene Ontology annotation, biological process: signal transduction. The transcript is spliced from 13 exons. The record is from RefSeq and is a predicted model, not a curated record. NCBI's taxonomy places the organism in Eukaryota, Metazoa, Chordata, Chondrichthyes, Lamniformes, Lamnidae.
CGACAGCUUGUGGCAAUUUGUUGUGGCGCGUGGGGCAGUGAGGUUGUCUUCAUGUCUAAUCAUUGAUGAAGAGAAGAUUGUCCGUUUGCUGAAGUUAGGUGGUGAAAGAAAUUCAACGUCUCAUCACAAUCUAAUGUUUUGGGAGUCUCGUGAGAUUUGGCUCCGAAUGAUUUAAUUGCAAGUGAAAAUUGUGUCCAGUGAGGUCAUUUCAUCUCCAGAAUAGCAUCAAAAGGGCCCCUGAGUUCUUCCUAUCAUGUGGAGAACUGUGUGCAGUACCAUAAGUGUGGUCUAACCAAAGAUCAGUACAAGCUUGAGAAGGUUAACGCUUGACACCCUUGAAGAGGAACUUACGAGUGAAGAAUCAUGAAAUUGCUCUGAUGGCUAAGGCAGACUCAUUUUUAUAAGUGAGUCCAAUACAAAGAGACAUGGAAGGAAAUCAACAAAUUACUUUUGUUAAAAUCAGUGAAGACAAAUGUAUUUCAAAGUCUGAACUGUUAAUGCUUCUAAAAACCUACAACUGCUACCAAGAAGGGAAGAGUUUCCAAUUAAGACAUCGAGAGGAUGAAGCAGAGCUGAUCAUUGAGGGCCUUUUGAACAUAUCCUGGGGGCUAAGAAGACCAAUAAGACUUCAGAUGCAUGACGAUAAUGAGCGCAUGUGUUUCUCAGGCUCCAAGCUGCUUCGAUUAGGACAACAGACUGGUUUGUACAAAAAAGGAACAAUAUCACAGGCAUUGACAAGUGCCAGCUCACAUGAAGCCGAAAAUGAAGCAACAAAUAAGGAUGACUUUCCACAAAACAUGAGCAGCAGGAGCAUUGCAGAGUCCGACACCAACAAUUCUGAAGAUGAAGUUCCACAGCUCAUGCGAACAAAAAGUGAUGCCAGCUCUUUGAUACAGCGCAGAACAAAAUAUCGCACAUCAGGUGAAAAUCAACGCAUAAAACGGCACAGGUUCUCCAUCAAUGGGCACUUUUACAAUCACAAGACCUCUGUGUUUACACCAGCCUAUGGGUCUGUGACCAAUGUCCGAGUGAAUAGUAGCAUGAACACUUCACAAGUACUGAAUUUACUGCUCAACAAAUUUAGGGUGGAAAAUCCUGCAGAUGAAUUUGCUUUGUAUGUUGUCCAUGAAAGCGGAGAGAGAACAAAAUUAAAAGAUUCCGAAUACCCACUUAUAUCACGGAUCUUGCAUGGCCCCUGUGAAAAAAUUGCACGAAUAUUCCUGAUGGAGAAGGAUCUCGGGGAAGAGGUCACCUAUGAUGUUGCUCAGUAUAUUAAGUUUGAAAUGCCAGUCCUUGAUAGUUUUGUUGAAAAACUGAAGGAAGAGGAAGAAAGGGAGAUUAACAAACUAACCGUAAAAUACAGUGCAUUGAGAUCCAUGAUACAUCAGCAGUUGGAAGACCUCACAGAGACUGAAGACUAUAUUUGAACAACCUGCAUCUUUAAAAACACUAAAGCACUAGGAAUCCAGUUUGGACGAUUUCUUCUAAACAAUGAAUCUAAAACAAAAGCUUUGUUUUACAUGUUUGAUUUGUUCAAAAUUACAUUGACAUCUUUUACCAUGAGUUUUUCAUAUUGUGAUUUUUUUUGCUGUUUAUUGAAAAGCUUUUUUUUCUGGUAAAUAUUCUUUGAAUUAACAUUUUAAUAAUGUAUAACGCUUCUGCAGAAAAUCACUUUUGUACUUUAAACACUGCCUUAAUUACUAUUUUUUAAAGAAAAAUUCUGUAAAACUGAGCUGUUAUUUGACCAAAGCAAGGCUUUAUGAGUGUGGAUGUAUAAUUCAAGAGGAAUGCUUUUUUCAGGAUUUGAACUGUUAUUUGAAUUACUACAUUGGCACUCCUUGGUAAUAUGGAUAAGUUUCAUUUAGUCUGUACCUUUGAAUGUCAGGCCUCACAUAUGUUGGGAUAAAGAUACUGCAGCCUUGUCUCAAGUAACAGUAAAAAUUAACUACCUUACAA